Trichosporon asahii var. asahii CBS 2479 is the source of this 1983-nucleotide messenger RNA. RefSeq lists its product as uncharacterized. The coding region runs from base 1 to 1983 and encodes 660 amino acids. The transcript is spliced from 2 exons. The record is from RefSeq and is a predicted model, not a curated record. NCBI's taxonomy places the organism in Eukaryota, Fungi, Basidiomycota, Tremellomycetes, Trichosporonales, Trichosporonaceae.
AUGGGGCGAAGGAAGAACAAGGGCUCGUCCCAAAACGGUGCUCUCAGGGCUGCUGAUGGUUCUUCGGCGGCGUCGAUGCCUCAGCCAAUCGUGCCUUCCUCGACUCCCAAAGUGAGGAGGUCAUCAAGAGUCAACAAAAAUCGCGCACUCAACUCGGACGCUCAAGCUCAACAGUCCGGCGGCACCGGCAAGCUCGGGAGCCCCAGCGGAAGGAAGCGUCUGGGGACGCAAGCAGACGGCGUGUCGGCGCAAGCCACCAACCUGGUAUCUCAGCAGCCUCAGCAGGCGCCGAAGAAGCGUAAACGCGUUGCGAGCACUUCCAAAGGAACCUCCACCUCAGUUCCCGACGUUAGACGUCCGCCGCCGCCAACAUCGAGUACUUCAAACAAGGGUCUCUCCACGGGGAAGGACAAGGCUGCAACCCUGCGCUUGACUGGCGACCCGGCCAGAAUGAGUGAUUUAGAUGCCCGAAUCCAAGCCAAGAUCAAUGCACGAGCGCAGGUGGCACUGAGCCUUGCACAGAUACCCCCAGCACCUGUCACACCCAAAGAUACGGGGUUGGAAGCUAUCAUCAGGGCCAAGAUUCGAGCACGAGCGGAUUCGCUCGGAUCCUCAUCCGUCUACAGCCCCGCUGCACCUACUGCGACCUCCCCAAGCGUUCCGUCCAGUCACCAUCGGCCUCUUCGGCUUCUUGGCUCCCCUGGAAGUGGGGGUAUCAGUGGUGCUUCUCCCGGCAAUUCCGACCACCCACCAGCAGGCACGCCUCGCACGAGCGACCAGGCCCGUAGUGCGAAGCGGUCUAAGCGACAACAGGAAACGCAAACAACACCGCGACGGACUGUUUACGUCGAGAUUCCGCGACGCGCGCGCAUUUCGCGAGUGUCGACGCAGCCAAGCGCUCGCUCACCAGAUAAGGCUGAUGUGCCGCUUCCACAGGUGCCGUCAUCGCUACCUGCUGACACUGGCGGGGGGAGCGGCAGCUCGCCGACCGACACCUUAUCAUCGCGUAUCGCAGCUAAGAUCCGGGACAGGGCAGAAAAAGCGGAGGCCCGCCGAUUGUCACUGGGAACAGGUUCUCAAGUGACUACACCCCCCGCCCCUGCCAUGGACACUCUAACCGCCAAGAUUCAUGCCAAGAUUCAGGCCCGGGCAAAGGAACAGACUGAACGUCGGAUGAGCCAAGACUUUCAGACCGCUCAGACGCUGAUAACGGAAUCUGGAUCUCCAGUCGCGCGACUGUCGGAAUCUGGAACGCGCUCGACGCAUGGGGCAUCGCCGGCUUCUGGUCCGGCUCACGUCGGAGCACGGAGGGCCAAGGCCGACAAUGCCAAGACAAGCAACCCGAAGAAGCGGAAGAGCCAGAACGCAAACGACAUCAACACCCAGCAAGGCUCGGCGUGGGCCCCACCUCCUGGACCUUUGGGUUCGAAAGGCUUGGCGCCCGGGCCGCGCGGGUCGCGUGACGCAAGCCUCGUAUCACCGCACAUGGCAUCACCUGUGUCACCUGGGUCUAGGUCAGGCCCAGACGCGUUCCGUCGAUCUCUGCCUUUAUCGGACUCGGAGUCCUCGGAAUCCUCGCCGUUCUCUCCACAGCCACAGCGCACGCAAUCAUCGUUAUCGAAGCAAGCCUCACGUACAUCGUCUGCUUCGGUAAGUGACAUCCUUGCAUCGUCGCCAGGGCCGUUCGGCGGGUUGUCGUCACCGCAAUCGGAGAUGACGUUUCUGAUCCCGUCAUCACCUCCGUCACCUCCACCGAUAGCGACGGCAUCGGCGGCCGAGACGUCCACGUCCACGGCUGAGACUGCGGCAGCCGCUGCGACUUCGGCUGCGCAUGCGAAUGUGCGGUCACGGUGGAGGCAUCGCAGUCCGGAGCGCCCUGGGAGUGCUGAGCACGCUGCGAAGGAUACCGGGAAGGGGGCUGUAUCGACUCCGCAGUUGGUCCGUGCCGGUCCUCGGUGGACGGUCACGACGCCAAGACUUUAA